Molecule: messenger RNA, 1056 nt
Organism: Morone saxatilis (striped sea-bass)
Lineage: Eukaryota; Metazoa; Chordata; Actinopteri; Moronidae
Product: clathrin heavy chain 1-like
Exons: 10
Coding region: 1-1056 (351 amino acids)
Biological process (GO): vesicle-mediated transport; intracellular protein transport
Molecular function (GO): protein binding
Source: RefSeq, a predicted model, not a curated record
AUGAAAGAGUGCUUCAAUGUCCUUCGCGCUGCAGAGCAGUCCCAUUUAUGGGGAGAGCUGGUUUUCCUUUACGAUAAAUAUGAGGAGUAUGACAACGCUGUCCUCACAAUGAUGUCUCAUCCGACAGAUGCGUGGAAAGAAGGGCUGUUCAAAGACAUUAUUGCUAAGGUUGCCAACGUCGAGCUGUACUAUAAAUCCCUUUUCUUCUACCUGGAUUACAAACCUCUAUUACUUAAUGACCUGCUGACCAUUCUGUCUCCACGGCUGGACCACAGCAGAGCUGUUAACUUUUUCAGCAAGGUGAACCAGCUGAAGUUGGUGAAGCCUUACCUGAGGUCUGUCCAGAAUCACAACAACAAGUCCGUCAACGAAGCCCUCAACAACCUGCUGACAGAGGAGGAAGACUACCAGGGCCUGAGAGCAUCCAUCGAUGCCUAUGACAACUUUGAUACCAUUGGCCUGGCACAGAGGUUAGAGAAACAUGAACUGAUCGAGUUCAGACGUAUUGCUGCUUACCUGUACAAGGGCAACAACCGCUGGAGACAGAGUGUAGAGCUCUGCAAGAAAGACAAACUCUACAAGGAUGCCAUGCUGUAUGCUGCAGAGUCUAAGGAUGCAGAGCUGGCAGAGACUCUGCUCCAGUGGUUCCUGGAGGAGGGCAGGAAGGAGUGUUUUGCAGCCUGCCUGUUCGCCUCCUAUGACCUGCUGCACCCUGACGUGGUGCUGGAGCUGGCCUGGAGGCACAACAUCAUGGACUUUGCAAUGCCGUACUUCAUCCAGGUCAUGAGAGAGUACCUCUCAAAGGUUGAUGAGUUUGCAGCGAAGGUGGACAAACUGGAGGAGGCAGAAAGCCAAAGGAAAACUGAAGACGAGGUGACAGAGCCUCAGCCGAUGGUGUUUGGCCAGCAGCUGAUGUUGACUUCCUCGCCUGCUCCAGUUGCUCCUCAGCCAGCGUACCCGGGCUAUGGCUACCCCCCUGCUGCCGCUGCAGGCUACCCUUUUAACACUGCACACCCACCUAAAAGCACUCCGGCCCCUGAGCGAAGCUGGAGGUAA